AUGGCGGCAACCAAAAAUUAACAUUUCAUUGAAAAAAACCCGCUACAAACCUCCCAAUUUCAAACCAAAGUUAAACACCCAAACACUCAAAUUUUCGAGAAAACCAAAUAGCUUCAUGGAAUUUCAUUUUGGCGAAAACAUUUUCAAAAACCCCUUUUUCUAUAUAGACACAAUCUCCCGUUUCUUUUUUCUUCUUCCAUAUUUCACAAACCCUAAUCUUGCUCCUCUUUCUUCAUAUUCGUUUACACUUUUCCAUUCAAUCGAAGAUGCAGACUCGUGGUUCAAAAAUGAGGGAAAAACACUGAACCAACGCAAAACAUGAAAUUUAACAGAUUAUUGAACCGUAUGCAUUUGAUAUUUCCAACUAUCUUCGCCACAUGGAGACGGAGAAAAAGAGAACACCUAUGUUUUACUGUGCAAUUUGUGUGUUUCAGUGAGUCUCGGUGUUUUAAUUGCUAGUACAUCCUUGGAUUUCAUCACUUAGUGAUUUCUUGGGUUAUAAAUCUGCUGAGUUGGAAGAAUGUGUACUCAUUUUACAUGAUUUAUAUUUGUCAAGAAAGGCGGCACCAUUGAAAGCUAUCAGGGAUAAAUACAAGCAACACAGGGUUCUGCUCAAUAUGCUUCCUAAAUACUACCAUCAUGCAGGAAGUUAUGAAAAUACACUCAUUACAAAAGUCAUCCUAAACAGUUCAAAUAUGCUUCCUAAAUACUAUCUUUUGUCUUUAACAGUUCGAAUAUGUCGUAGAGGUUCGGGACGCUCGUAUGCUGUUGUCCACAAGUCAUCCACAUGCAAGUUUUCAUCAAUAAUGUAUAUGUCUUGUCUUUCACAUGUAGUUGAAUGAAGGGGAUGGAGCAUUCUAUGGACCAAAGAUAGAUAUCAGUGCAUCUGAUGCGUUGAGUAUAAAAUUCCAGUGUGCAACUCUACAGCGUGACUUUCAGCUUCCUGAUCGUUAAGUUGGAAUUCUCGGCUGAGGAUGAAGCCAAAAUUGAGAGUUGUUGGAUACUCAUUGGGAGUCUUUUGUUUAUGUUCGGCGAACAAUCUGGACUCUCGUUCAAGCUUCUAUUUGGAAGGUGCUGAUUCUCUGCCGAACGGUCAUCUAAGGGAUGCAAUUAAGUAUUCACAAGGGGUUACCAGUCCUUUGUUUCCUGAGGUUGAAAAGCUCUUGUCUUUGUUCAAGGAUUCUUGCAAGGAACUCCUCAAGCUACGUAAACAGAUUGAUGGGAGACUACACAAUCUUAAGAAAGAUGUUUCUGUUCAAGACUCUAAGCAUAGGAGGACACUAGCUGAGUUCAACAGGGGCACAAGUGCGAUGCAACAUUAUGUGGCAACACGUCCAAUGUUUAUUGAUGUGGAAGUGAUGAAUGCAGACACUAGGCUAGUUCUUGGUGAACAGUCGGCACAAAGUAGUCCUAAUAAUGUUGCUCGUGGGCUUCCCUCCUUGUACAAAGAAAUCAUAGACACUGUCCGUAAAGAGGCUGCAACAAUCACUGCUGUAUUCCCUUCACCCAGUGAAGUUAUGUCAAUUUUAGUUCAGCCUCUACAGGAACCCGAAAAAUUGACAAGAAUUAUUGUUCAAGCUCUGAAACGAACAGGGAAGAGAGGUAUCAUCAAUAAAGGGUGGGGUGGUCUUGGGAAUUUGGCAGAACUAAAUACCUCCAAAUCUGUGUACUUACUGGACAACUGUCCGCAUGAUUGGCUAUUUCCACGAUGCACUGCUGUGGUACAUCAUGGGGGCGCUGGAACAACUGCUGCUGGUCUUAGAGCUGAAUGCCCAACUACAAUUGUACCAUUCUUUGGGGACCAGCCAUUUUGGGGAGAGCGGGUGCACGCCAGAGGAGUAGGUCCCGCUCCCAUCCCGGUCAAGGAGUUUACAUUGGAAAGGCUGGUUGAUGCCAUACGCUUUAUGCUGAAUCCAGAGGUGAAAAUGCGGGCUGUUGAACUUGCCAAUUCCAUGAAAAACGAAGAUGGGGUUGUGGGAGCUGUUAACGCCUUCUAUAAACAUUAUCGACCCAAAAAACCUGAUACUAAGGAUGAGUCCAAGCCAGUAGCCUCAAUAAAUAAACAUUUCUCCAUACAAGGAUGCUUUGGUUGCUACAAGUCUUCUAGAUGAAUAGGUCCUUGACAUAGUUCUCGAUGUAAUCAUGUUUAUUCUUCAAUUGAUUGUGAAAUGUAAAUUGUCCUGGUGAUUUUGUUGAGCUUCUCCAGAAAUAGUUCAGAACAGUCAAAGUGUUAUUAUCCAAUUUACCAUCAAUAGUCUUAUUAGGAUAAAUUGAAGGAUUUUGUUGAGCUUCUACAAUUUAUUUUUUCCCUUUUCAAUUUAA
Messenger RNA from Vicia villosa (hairy vetch), 2322 nucleotides. Its product is annotated as sterol 3-beta-glucosyltransferase UGT80A2-like. The coding region runs from base 975 to 2111 and encodes 378 amino acids. NCBI's taxonomy places the organism in Eukaryota, Viridiplantae, Streptophyta, Magnoliopsida, Fabales, Fabaceae. The transcript is spliced from 16 exons. The record is from RefSeq and is a predicted model, not a curated record. Gene Ontology annotation, molecular function: UDP-glycosyltransferase activity.